GGGCCGCGCGGCCAGACCGGACUCGGACGGCGCGGCUGGCACCGGGGAGCACCGCGGCUGCGUAGCGAGCAAUGGCCUGAGCCCCCAUGGCUGCCCCUCAGGACCUGGACAUCACUGUGUGGCUGGCCAAGGUACAUCUGGAGCAGUAUGCAGACACGUUCCGGCAACAUGGCCUGGCUACAGCAGGCGCAGCCCAAGGCCUGGGCCACGAGGAGCUGAGGCAGUUGGGCAUCAGCGCCACAGGGCACCGGAAACGCAUUCUGCGCCUGCUGCAGGCGGGCACUUCGGAGGACUCCCUGGAUCUCAAGUCGGAUAGUACCAUGGAGCCAUCCCCCAGCCCAGACCCCCAAUCCCAGCCCUCCAAGCCCAUACCCAAGCCCAGGACAGUGUUUAGUGGGCUCAGUGGCCUUCCUACGCCCCAGAGGCCUGGGCUGAGCCCAGCCUUGUGGGCACCAGAAGUAUCUAGAAAUUCAAAGUGCAGCUCCAGGUCACCUCCUCUUCCUACAUCAUCCUCUGAGCAGCUGUCAACCUCAAAUACCAUGGAAAUGAUGCCCAAUGCCAUCUACUUUGGCCUGGACUUAAGAGGCGGGGCACAGACAGCUCAGGACAAGGGUCCAGACAGCUCCCAGACAGCUGCUCCCACCCCUGCCCCCACCCCUACCCUCAGGCCCACAACAGGCACAGUGCACAUCAUGGAUCCUGGUUGCCUGUACUAUGGUGUCCAGCCUGUGGGGAGCCCAGGCACCACUGACAGAAGGGAAGGCAGAAGUGUCUGUCAGGACAGGGCUGAACUCAGGCUCAGCAGGCAGGAGCUGGAGGCACGAGAAGAUGCCGGCUAUGCCAGCCUCGAGCUACCUGGGGACUCCAUCCUCUCAUUACCCACUGUGGACACAGAGGAGAGCAGUGAUGACCUCAUUUCACCCUAUGCCAGCUUCUCCUCCACAGCAGACCGCCCCAUGCCCCUGCUCAGUGGCUGGCUAGACAAACUCUCGCCCCAGGGAAACUAUGUCUUCCAGAGACGCUUUGUGCAGUUCAACGGAAGGAGUCUGAUGUACUUUGGCAAUGACAAGGACCCGUUCCCCAAGGGUGUGAUCCCCCUAACUGCCAUUGAGAUGACCCGCAGCAGCAAGGACAAUAAGUUCCAGGUCAUCACGGUCCAGAGGGUGUUUGUGUUCCGCACAGAGAGCGAGGCUCAGCGGGACAUGUGGUGCUCUACGCUGCAAUCCUGCCUGAAGGAACAGCGCCUCCUGGGCCACCCCAGGCCACCCCAUCCACCCCGACCCCUCCGUACUGGCAUGCUGGAGCUACGUGGACACAAGGCCAAGGUGUUUGCUGCCUUGAGCCCCGGAGAACUAGCCCUGUAUAAGAGUGAGCAGGCCUUCUCCCUGGGCAUCGGGAUCUGCUUCAUUGAACUGCAAGGCUGCAGUGUCCGGGAGACUAAGAGCCGAAGCUUCGACUUGCUCACACCCCAUCGCUGCUUCAGCUUCACAGCAGAGUCUGGGGGGGCUCGGCAGAGCUGGGCGGCCGCUCUGCAGGAAGCAGUAACCGAGACCCUGUCUGACUACGAGGUGGCUGAGAAGAUCUGGUCAAAUCGGGCAAACCGGCACUGUGCAGACUGCGGGGCCUCCCGCCCAGACUGGGCUGCUGUCAACCUGGGGGUGGUCAUCUGCAAGCAGUGUGCAGGUCAGCACCGGGCCCUGGGUUCUGGGAUCUCCAAGGUGCAGAGCCUGAAGCUGGACACAAGUGUCUGGAGUAAUGAGAUAGUGCAGUUGUUCAUUGUCCUGGGAAAUGAUCGUGCCAACCGCUUCUGGGCAGGGGCCCUACCUCCAGGUGAGGGGCUGCAUCCAGAUUCGACCCCUGGCUCCCGGGGAGAAUUCAUCUCCCGCAAGUACCGGCUGGGUCUCUUCCGGAAGCCCCACUCUCAGUAUCCAGAUCAUAGCCAGCUUCUCCAGGCACUGUGUGCAGCUGUGGCAGGCCCCAACCUGCUGAAGAACAUGACCCAGCUUCUCUACGUUGAGGCCUCUGAGGGCGAGGAGCCCUGGUCACCCUCAGCCCUCGAUGGUAGCUUGCCUGGCCCACCCCCAGACCCCGGUGUAUACAAUGAGGUGGUGGUGCCUGCCUCUUUCAGCAGCUUCCUGUACUGCGGUUCCGUCAGCAACAAGGCUGGACCCCCACCCCCUCGGAGAGGCCGGGAUGCUCCUGCCCGGCUGUGGUGCGUUUUGGGAGCAGCUCUGGAAAUGUUUGCAUCAGAAAGCAGCCCUGAACCCCUCAGCCUCAUCCAGCCCCAGGAUGUUGUAUGUCUGGGUGUGAGCCCCCCACCCAUUGACCCGAGUGACCUCGACAGGUUCCCCUUUUCCUUUGAGCUCAUCCUCACUGGAGGGAGGACCCAGCAUUUUUGCACAGAGGGAGCUGAUAGCUUGGAGGCCUGGGUCAGCGCUGUGGGCAAGUGGUUCUCCCCGCUGAGCUGUCACCAACUGCUGGGGCCCGGGCUGCAGAGGCUGGGCCGCCUGUGGCUGCGUUCCCCCUCCCAUACAACCCUGGCCCCUGGCGACUGGCUGUCAGCGUUUGGCCUGCUUCGUGGUGAUCACCUGUUCCUGUGUCCAGCGCCGGGCCCUGGCCCACCAGCCUCUGAGGACAUGGUGCAUUUACGGCGGCUACAGGAGAUCAGUGUGGUCUCUGCAGCUGGCACUCCAGACAAAAAGGAUCAUUUGGUCUUGGUGGACACCGGAAGGACCCUGUAUCUGCAGGGGGAGAGCCGGCUGGACUUCUCAGCGUGGAACGCAGCCAUUGAGGGGGCUGCUGGAGGGGGAGGCACAAGGCUGAAGGAGCAGCAGAUGAGCCGGGGUGACAUCCCCAUCAUUGUGGAUGCCUGCAUCAGUUUUGUCACCCAGCAUGGGCUCCAGCUGGAAGGUGUAUAUCGGAAAGGGGGUGCUCGGGCCCGCAGCCUGAGACUCCUGGCUGAGUUCCGGCAGGAUGCACGAUCCGUGAAGCUUCGGCCGGGGGAGCACUUUGUGGAGGAUGUCACUGACACGCUGAAACGCUUCUUCCGAGAGCUGGAUGACCCUGUGACUUCUGCUCGGUUGCUGCCUCGCUGGAGGGAGGCUGCCGACCUACCCCAGAAGAAUCAACGCCUGGAGAAAUACAAAGAAGUCAUUGGCUGUCUGCCUCCGGUCAACCGCCGCACACUGGCCACCCUCAUUGGGCAUCUCUAUCGGGUGCAGAAGUGUGCAGCCAUAAACCAGAUGUGCACUCGGAACCUGGCCCUGCUGUUUGCACCCAGUGUGUUUCAGACAGAUGGGCGGGGGGAGCACGAGGUGCGGGUGCUGCAGGAACUCAUUGACGGCUACGUCUCAGUCUUUGAUAUUGAUUCUGACCAGGUAGCUCAGAUUGACUUGGAGGUCAGUCUUAUCACCACCUGGAAGGAUGUGCAGCUGUCCCAGGCUGGAGACCUAAUCAUGGAGGUUUAUAUAGAGCAGCAGCUCCCAGACAACUGUGUCACCCUAAAGGUGUCCCCAACACUGACUGCUGAGGAGCUGACUAACCAGGUAUUGGAGAUGCGAGGAACAGCAGCAGGGACAGACUUAUGGGUGAUGUUUGAGAUUCUCGAGCAUGGGGAGCUUGAGCGGCCGCUGCACCCAAAGGAGAAGGUCCUAGAGCAAGCCUUGCAGUGGUGCCAGCUCCCAGAGCCCUGCUCAGCCUCCCUGCUCCUGAAGAAAGUCUCCCUGGCCCAGGCUGGCUGCCUUUUCACAGGUGUCCGGCGUGAGAGCCCACGGGUAGGGCUGCUGCGUUGUCGUGAGGAGCCACCCCGCUUGCUGGGAAACCGCUUCCAGGAGAGGUUCUUUCUGCUGCGUGACCGCUGUCUGCUGCUGCUCAAAGAGAAGAGGAGCUCUAAACCAGAACGGGAGUGGCCUCUGGAGAGUGCUAAGAUCUACCUGGGAAUCCGCAAGAAGUUAAAGCCUCCAACACCGUGGGGCUUCACAUUGAUACUGGAGAAGAUGCACCUCUACUUGGCUUGCACUGAUGAGGAUGAGAUGUGGGAUUGGACGACCAGCAUCCUUAAAGCUCAGCACGAUGACCAGCAGCCAGUGGUCUUAAGACGCCGUUCCUCCUCUGACCUCACCCGUCAGAAGUUUGGCACUAUGCCCUUGCUGCCCAUCCGUGGGGAUGACAGUGGAGCCACCCUCCUCUCUGCCAAUCAGACCCUGCGCCGGCUACACAACCGGAGGACCCUGUCCAUGUUCUUUCCGAUGAAGUCAUCCCAGGGGUCUGUGGAAGAGCAAGAGGAGCUGGAGGAGCCUGUGUAUGAGGAGCCAGUGUACGAGGAGGUAGGGGACUUCCCAGAGCUCACCAAGGAGACCUCCUCGUCCUUCUCUACCACACAGGAAUGGACAGCCAAGCCAGAGGGCCUCCUCCCCAGCCAGAGGUCCUUUGAUCAACCCCCUCUUUCCAAGACAAGCACCCUGGGCUUGGAGGAGAGGCCACCUGAGCCCCCUCCAGGCCCCCCUUCCAAAAGCAGUCCCCAGGCACAGGGGUCUCUGGAGGAGCAGCUGCUCCAGGAACUCAGCAGCCUCAUCCUGAGGAAGGGAGAGGCCAAUGCAUGUCCAGAAAACCCUUCGCAGUCAUCCAGCCCCAAUGGUCUUGCAACAGAGACACCUGGCUUCCCCUCCCAACCCCCUUGCACUUCCAGUCUGCCUUCCAGCCAGCCUCUGACAUGACCCUGGGAUCCGAAGCUCAGGGUGUAGGUACCCAGAGGAGGACCCAGGAUCUCACCAUGGCAGACACUGCUGAGAUCUUCCUCUUCUCUGGCUGGAAAGACUCUGGACUCCACUGUGGUGCUAUGGAAGAAGCACUGGUGUGAGGGCCUCAGAAGCCAUGGCUCUCAUGGCAGAUCAUAGCUCCUCUGGGUGGCCUCAGUGCAUUUAUCUGUACCACGAAGUCACUGAAAUAAGGAGUUGUGUUCCUUGGCUGUAAACCCCACAUUUUUUCUCUCAACAAGGGCAACUCCUGCUUUAUAUAUUUGAUACGUAAGGGUUUUGUGAGAGGUUUGGGAUAAAAGGAUGGUUUCACUAGCAUUAAAGAAAAAACAGGUUUGGAAGCCAGAGACCUGGAUGAUGUCGAAGUCUAUCCUAUCACACAUCCUACAUUCCGGGAAUACACUGAAGCCCUGGGAUGGGGAAAUUGAUUGGGCUUGGGAACUGGGGGGAGGGGAGCCAAAAAAAAAAAGGGUAGGUCACUAGUAAUAAGCCUUGGAAUCAAAAGGCAGUCGUUCUUUUAUUCAUUCAUUCAUUCAAUAAAUAUAUUUUGAGUACCAGGUC
Molecule: messenger RNA, 5315 nt
Organism: Chinchilla lanigera (long-tailed chinchilla)
Lineage: Eukaryota; Metazoa; Chordata; Mammalia; Rodentia; Chinchillidae
Gene: Arap3
Product: ArfGAP with RhoGAP domain, ankyrin repeat and PH domain 3
Exons: 33
Coding region: 87-4715 (1542 amino acids)
Biological process (GO): signal transduction; positive regulation of GTPase activity
Cellular component (GO): ruffle
Molecular function (GO): GTPase activator activity; phosphatidylinositol-3,4,5-trisphosphate binding; protein binding
Source: RefSeq, a predicted model, not a curated record